Vigna unguiculata (cowpea) is the source of this 1644-nucleotide messenger RNA. RefSeq lists its product as uncharacterized. NCBI's taxonomy places the organism in Eukaryota, Viridiplantae, Streptophyta, Magnoliopsida, Fabales, Fabaceae. The record is from RefSeq and is a predicted model, not a curated record. Gene Ontology annotation, molecular function: zinc ion binding.
AUGGCAUACACAAACAUAGAUGGCUCAUUUAGGGAACAAUAUAAACGCAUUUAUGAUUAUGCAAAUGAACUUUUAAGGUCAAAUCCGGGGUCAACUGUAAAAGUUCAUGUUGAAGAGAAUGAGGGGAACCCAAUAUUCAAAAGACUUUAUGUUUGUCUGAAGGCCUGCAAAGACAGUUUUGUGUCUUGUAGGCCCAUAAUUGGUGUAGAUGGCUGUUUUUUGAAGGGCAAAUAUGGUGGUGAGUUGUUGACAGCUGUAGGAAGAGAUGGAAAUGACCAGAUGCUCCCUUUGGCAUACGCAGUAGUUGAGGUUGAAAAUAAGGAGACAUGGAAUUGGUUUUUGGAUUUAUUGAUUGGAGACCUUGGUGGGCCUGAACUUUGCUGCACUUAUACAUUUAUUUCAGAUCAACAAAAAGGACUGCUCCCAGCAUUGCAAAAAUUGUUACCUGGUGUGGACCAAAGGUUUUGCGUGAGGCACAUCUACUCUAAUUUCAGGAAGAAAUUUCCUGGGAAAAAUCUGAAGUUGUUGUUAUGGAAAGUAGCCUACUGCACACAUCCUCAAGCAUGGGAGGCAGUCAUGAGGGAAAUUAAAGAAGUUAAUCUGGACGCAUUCAAACACUUGUUAGCCAUCCCCCCAAGGUUUUGGUCUAGGUCCAGAUUUACAGCCACACCUGCAUGUGAUACACUGGUGAAUAAUAUGUCUGAGGGGUUCAACAGUACAAUUGUGGACGCAAGGAGCAAACCAAUUAUAAGUAUGAUGGAAGAAAUUCGGAUUUAUCUCAUGAAGAGAUGGGCAAGCAAUAGAAAGAGGAUUAGUACAUUUGAAGGUACAAUCUGCCCACGAAUUAAGAAGAGGAUGGAAGAGGAGGCAAAAAAGACUAAAUAUUGGCUCCCAAGCUGGUCAGGACAAAGAUUAUUUGAGGUCAGUCAUAGGUCAAUGAUUGGAGAACAAUUUGUGGUUGACAUUGACAAACAUGAAUGCAGCUGUAGAAAGUGGACCAUAACAGCAAUCCCAUGCUGCCAUGUGCUGACUGCUAUUAGAUUUUUAAAUCUGAAUGCUGAAGACUUCCUUCCACAUUGGUUUCUUGCAUCUACGUAUGAAGAGACUUAUUUGUCACUCAUAUACCCUGUCAACGGGCCUCAUCUGUGGGAGAUCACUACUGCAAAUGAUGUUUUGCCUCCAACAAAGAGGGUCCUUCCAGGAAGACCGAAAAAGAAAAGAAGAUUGGAGGCUUGGGAAUUGAGGAAAGAUGACACUCAAUUGAGACAAGGUGGUACCCGUAAAAAAUGUGGGUUGUGUAGACAAAUUGGCCACAAAAGAACAAGCUGCCCACAUGCUCCUCCUGCACCAGCAGAAACUGGUCCAUCUGGAACACAACAAAACACACCUGCAGACCCUACUCAACCAAGCCAGAGCACUCCACAAACUGACCAUACUCAACCAAGUCAGCCUAUUCCACCAACUCAGUGUACUCAACCAAGUCAGACUACAGAAGUCUCACAGCCACAGAAUCAUACUCUUCCAACACAAGCAAGUCAAACUCUACCAACACAAGCAAGUCAGACUACUGCAGUCCAUCAGAUGCAGUCUACUACAAUAGCAGCCUACAGAGAAAAAUUGUCCUUCAGGAGGGGCCCAAUUUAA